AUGAGCCAGGGCGGAGGGACGGGCAGCGAGAGCGGAGAGCCUGAGGCCAAAGUGCUGCACACCAAGCGGCUGUACCGAGCGGUGGUGGAGGCCGUGCAUCGCCUGGAUCUCAUCCUUGGCAAUAAAGCAGCGUACCAGGAGGUGUUCAAGCCCGAGAACAUCAGCCUGAGGAACAAGCUGCGGGAGCUGUGCGUGAAGCUGAUGUUCUUGCAUCCCGUGGAUUAUGGCAGAAAAGCAGAAGAGCUGCUCUGGAGAAAGGUUUACUAUGAAGUUAUCCAACUCAUCAAGACGAAUAAGAAGCACAUCCACAGCCGCAGCGCCCUGGAGUGCGCCUACCGCACUCACCUGGUGGCCGGCAUUGGGUUCUACCAGCACCUGCUGCUCUACAUCCAGUCCCACUACCAGCUGGAGCUGCAGUGCUGCAUCGACUGGACGCACGUGACGGACCCGCUGAUGGGCUGCAAGAAACCCGUGUCUGCGUCGGAGAAGGAGAUGGAGUGGGCGCAGAUGGCGUGCCACCGAUGCCUGGUUUACCUCGGGGAUCUGGCACGCUACCAGAACGAGCUGGCAGGUGUGGACACGGAGCUGCUGGCCGAGCGCUUCUACUACCAGGCGCUGUCUGUCGCGCCGCAGAUCGGCAUGCCCUUCAAUCAGCUGGGGACGCUGGCUGGGAGCAAAUACUACAACGUGGAGGCCACGUACUGCUACUUACGCUGCAUUCAGUCUGAAGUGUCCUUCGAAGGCGCCUCCGGGAACCUGAAGCGGCUGUACGACAAAGCGGCCAAAAUGUACCAGCAGCUGAAGAAGUGUGAGAGCAGGAAGCUGUCCCCCAGCAGGAAGCGCUGCAAAGACAUUAAGAGGCUGCUGGUGAGCUUCAUGUACCUGCAGAGCCUUCUGCAGCCCAAGAGCAGCUCUUUGGAUUCUGAGCUGACGUCUCUGUGCCAGUCCGUGCUGGAGGAUUUCAACCUGUGCUUGUUCUACCUGCCUUCCCCUCCCAACCUGAGCUCAGUGAGUGAGGAUGAGGAGGAGUACGAGAGCGGCUACUCCUUCCUUCCCGACCUGCUCAUCUUCCGCAUGGUGAUCAUCUGCUUCAUGAGCGUGCACAGCCUCAGGCGUGCAGGCUCCAAGCAGUACAGUGCAGCCAUUGCUUUCACGCUGGCCCUCUUCUCUCACCUCAUCAACCACGUCAACAUUCGCCUGCAGGCAGAGCUGGAGGAGGGGGAGAACCCGGUGCCGGCGUUCCGCAGCGAUGGCACAGAUGAGCUGGAGCCGCGGGAGCCCCUCAGCUCCGUGGAGAAGGAAGGUGAGGCAGAGCUGCCCAAUCACCACCCCAGAGACGAGGAACGGAAGCACGACUGCAAGAAAAGCAAGAAAUACUCACGGCUUUCCUGCCUGCGCCGCCGCCGGCACCCGCAGAAGGCGGAUGAGAGCGACCUGAGCGAGGGCUUCGACUCCGACUCCAGCCAGGGCUCCACGAAGGGCAGCGACGGCUCCGAGAGCGGCUCGGAGAAGAGCGACGAGGAAGCAGAGGCUGCUUUUGAUGUGGAGACAGACUCUGACAUGAACAGCCAGGAGUCGCGGUCCGACUUGGAGGACAUGGAGGACGAGCCGGGCAAGGAGGGCAGCGAGCGGGGCCAGAGCGGGGCCAGGGAGGGCCUAAAAAACGGCGUGGAUGGCAGCGGGUCGGGGGACUGCAAGAACACCAGCAGCUCUAAAAUGGAGAGUGCGGAUCCAGCCAUCAAUGGGCCCGUGUCCCUGAGUGCCAGCGACGCCAGCAUCGCCAGCAACCUGCAGGCCAUGUCCACACAGCUCUUCCAGACCAAGCGCUGCUUCCGCUUGGCCCCCACCUUCAGCAACAUCCUCCUGAAGCCCAGCACCGAGCCGCCCGCCUUGAAGGGCAGCUUGGAUGGCAAGCCCUGCAUCAACGGCGAUGUGGAGAAGCCCGGCUUGGCAGAGCAAGACAACGUGUCUGACUCCGAGGAGAGCGUGUUGAGCACCAAGUCGUGCAGGAACGAGCGGUCCCUGCAGGAGAAGCUGGAGAUUGUGAGCAACGAGGGGCUGCUGCUCACCGUCAAGGUGUUCCUGGACUGGCUGAGGACGAACACGGACUUCAUCAUCAUGUGUGCUCAGAGCUCCCAGAGCCUAUGGAACAGGCUGUCCGUGCUCCUCAACCUGCUGCCUUCUGCUGCCGACCUGCAGGAGUCAGGGCUGGAGCUGUGUAAGGAGGUGAGGGAGGUGCUGAGCGGGGCGGAGCUGCCGGAGCUGCGUGCCAACCUGCUGCUCCCUGAGGACGUGGCUCUGCGAAAUCUGCCCCCUCUGAGGAACGCACACAGGAGGCUGAACUUCGAGCAGGACCGCCCCAUCUUCUCAGCAGUGGAGGAGUCCGUCGUUCGGAUCUGCUGCAUCCGGAGCUUCGGGCACUUUGUCACACGGCUGCAGGGCAGCAUCCUGCAGUUCAACCCGGAGCUGGGGAUCUUCAUCAGCAUAGCGCAGUCGGAGCAGGACAGCGUGGUGCAGCAGGCCCAGGCCCAGUUCCACAUGGCCGCAGAGGAGGCUCGUCGGAACCGGCUGAUGAGAGACAUGGCUCAGCUCCGCCUGCAGCUGGAGGUGUCUCAGCUGGAGGGCAGCCUGCAGCAGCCCAAGGCACAGUCAGCCAUGUCUCCGUACCUCGUGCUGGACGCGCAGGCGCUCUGCCAGCACCUGGCCGUGGUCAAGCAGCUGGCCAGCAGCGGGAGGUUCAUCAUCAUCAUCCCACGGGCAGUGAUCGACAGCUUGGAUUUCCUCAAGAAGGAGAACGCCGGCGCCCGGGACGGCAUCCGCUACCUGGAGGCGGAAUUUAAAAAGGGAAACCGGUACAUUCGUUGCCAGAGAGAUGUUGGGAAGAGCUUUGAGAGGCACAAAUUGAAGAGACAAGACUUGGAUGCGUGGAACCUCUAUAAGAUCCUGGACAGCUGCAAGCAGCUGACGGUGUCCCAGAGCAGCGGGGAUGAUGACACCACAGGGAUGGUCACCAUCAUCACAGGCUUCCAGCUGGAGGACCCCAGCGCGCUCUCAGCGCCCAUGCAGUCUGCCAUCCAAGCAGCCGCUGGCGCCAGCGUGGAAGUGAAGAACAUCCUGGAGUUCUACAAGCAGUGGAAAGAGAUGGGCUGAUGUUCAGCGGGGCGUCAGCGUUCAGCCCCGGAGAGCAGAGCGGAGCUGCCGGAGGGGGAUGGAGAGCAGCGUGGGAUCGGCCGCCGCUUCGGCUCCCGACACAGGGAUGGAUGGGAGCAGCGGGCGCCUGCAGAAAGGAUCCGCCGCCUCUUCUCUUUUUUUUUUUUUUCCUUUUGGUUUUUCCCUUUUUUCUUUUUUUUUUUUUCCCUCUUUUUGUUGUGGCUGAAAUCCUCACCGUGAGGUUUGCGGAGGGGGGAUGGAGGAUCCCGGAGCCGUCCUCCCUUCUGCUGUGAGACCACCGUGUGGGGGGGGCACAGCUCAGACCCCCGGACCCCCCCUCCUCCUCACAGCCCCAUGGGGGGUUGAGCUGCCGAGCCCAGCGCUCGGAGAGAGGCAGGGAGCGCUCAGUGUGCAGCGCUGGGAGAGCAGUGCCCCCCGGGAGCUCGGGGCUCCAGAAGAGCAGCGCCCCACGCAAAGGAGCUCAGAGCUCCGGAAGCCCAAAUCCCCACGUGAAGGACCUGCAGCACCAAGACGAGCAGUUCCCCGUGUGAAGGUCCCCUCCGAGCUCCACGAGGAGAACAUCUCCACGUGAAGGACCUCUUCCAUCUCCAGGAGCCCAUUCCCCCCUCGAAGGACCCCUUGCAGCUCCAGAAGAGCAGCUCCCCACACGAGGGCCCUCGGAGCUCCGUCCUGCCCGCACCGCCCCCCGUGCCCCACACCUGGACCCCCGUGCAGCCCGUGGGACAGCAGGAGGAGCACUGCAGCACGUUUCUCUGUGCCAUGGCACCCAGCAGCUCGUCUCCAUCGGGUGAGCUGCAGCAGCAAUGCAAACUCCUGCAGCACUGGUAUGAACUGCAGCAGCCGAGGGAGCACCGUGCAGGUGGUUGGAGCGACGUUGCUGCACACAUUUUCCCCCAGCCCGUGUUGUGCUGCAGCAUUCGGGACGUUCCCUCCUUUCAGCGAGCAGCCGGGGGCGCUGCGCCCGUUUCCUUGGCGGUGUGUUGGGUCCCAGCUGGGAUGCUGCGCCGUGGGGCUGAGGUGGGAGCGGAGGGAUCCCCCGUGGGUUCUGGGGUCCCCCGUGGGUUCUGUGUUCCAUUUCGCAGCUCUGCGGUGCCCGGAAGCGAGCAGAGCUCUGUGCCGCUCUGUUGGCUCCUCAGCUUUGUUUGCUGGGGCAGAGGAGCAGCAAGCGUUGUGCUGUGGGGUGUGAGCCGUGCCCCCCCCAGUGCUGUGCAGUUUGGGAACAGAGCUGUAGGUUUGCUGGUGCUGCACUCUUUGGGGUCCCACCCCACGACCUGAGGGCUGCCCCAAAAAGCUGUCGCUGUGUUGUCCCCAUCCCUCCGUGCCCCCUUCGGGUUGUGGGAUGGCCGUGUGGCCACAGAGCAGAGGAGGAAACCUUCAGAGUGGUGCUGGGAUGUCAAACUGCAUCGUGCUGGGGGGGUGGAGCAGGGAGGGGGGGCUGCAGCUUUCUGAGACCCCCAACCCCAUCCCUGCUCCUCUGGGACGGGCAGAUGGAGGUGGGGGGGGGUGAUGGGCACUGAUGGUGGCUGCAGCCCCACACGCUGUGCUGAACUGUGCUGCACCCACUGCACUCAGGACUCGGCUGUGGGCUCCCCCCCCCACCCCCCAAUGCUAUGGGGAGCAGAGCAAAAAGUGGGGCAGGGGAGGGGAAAGAAGAAGGCUGCAAGUGCUGCUCGUAAUGCACUGCGUGUUUUCUGCG
This is a messenger RNA of Phasianus colchicus (ring-necked pheasant), 4867 nucleotides long. RefSeq names its product SMG5 nonsense mediated mRNA decay factor (gene SMG5). Gene Ontology annotation, molecular function: telomeric repeat DNA binding; telomerase RNA binding; protein binding. Gene Ontology annotation, cellular component: telomerase holoenzyme complex. NCBI's taxonomy places the organism in Eukaryota, Metazoa, Chordata, Aves, Galliformes, Phasianidae. Gene Ontology annotation, biological process: nuclear-transcribed mRNA catabolic process, nonsense-mediated decay. The record is from RefSeq and is a predicted model, not a curated record.